This is a messenger RNA of Scheffersomyces stipitis CBS 6054, 1241 nucleotides long. It is a transcript of the gene PIL1, whose product is annotated as lipid-binding protein. NCBI's taxonomy places the organism in Eukaryota, Fungi, Ascomycota, Pichiomycetes, Serinales, Debaryomycetaceae. The coding region runs from base 12 to 935 and encodes 307 amino acids. The transcript has a single exon. Gene Ontology annotation, cellular component: eisosome filament; plasma membrane. Gene Ontology annotation, biological process: eisosome assembly; negative regulation of protein kinase activity; endocytosis. Gene Ontology annotation, molecular function: lipid binding. The record is from RefSeq and is a predicted model, not a curated record.
ACUUAUCCACCAUGCACAGAACAUAUUCCUUGAGAUCGCAGAAGGCUCCUACUGCUGCGCAAUUGCAGUCUCCCCCACCACCUCCUUCCACCACCAAGUCCAAGUUCUUCGGUAAGGGAGGAAUUGCUUCUACGUUCAGAAAGUCCGUGGCCGGUGCUACAGGACCCGAAUUGUCGAGAAAGUUGUCGCAAUACAUCAAGAUGGAGAAGAACGUCAUGAGAGCCCUUGAGUUGACUGCCGGUGAACGUCGUGACGUAGCCAAGCAGUUGUCCGCCUGGGGUGAAGAAAACGACGACGAUGUUUCCGAUGUCACCGACAAGUUGGGUGUCUUAAUUUACGAAAUUGGUGAAUUGGAAGACCAGUACAUCGACAAGUACGACCAGUACAGAAUCACCUUGAAGACCAUCAGAAACAUCGAAGCCUCCGUCCAACCUUCCAGAGACAGAAAGCAAAAGAUCACUGAUGAAAUCGCCCACUUGAAGUACAAGGACCCUCAGUCGCCAAAGAUUCCUGUUUUGGAACAGGAAUUGGUCAGAGCCGAAGCCGAAUCGUUGGUUGCUGAAGCUCAAUUGUCCAACAUCACCAGAGAACAGUUGAAGGCUGCCUUCAACUACCAGUUUGAUGCUACCAGAGAAUUAGCUGAAAAGUACGCUUUGAUUGCUGGUUACGGUAAGGCCUUGUUGGAAUUGUUGGACGACUCUGCCGUCACUCCUGGUGAAACCAGACCUGCCUAUGAUGGUUACGAAGCCUCCAAGCAGAUCAUCAUCGACGCUGAAAACGCCUUGGCUUCAUGGACCUUGGACUCUGCUGCUGUCAAGCCUACCUUAUCUUUGCAUCAAGAAUACGACGAAGACGAAGUGGAAGAAGACGGAGUUGUUGAAGCUGCUGAGGAAGAAUUCGCCAAGCACGACGAAGAAGAAGAAGUGCAAAACUAGGAUAACUGAAAAAGUAAUUUUCAUCAAAACUUAAUUUCAAAUGAUUUCUUAUCCUCAAUUUCUUCAUUUCUUCUUCUCAGUCAAUUGUUACUAUUGAAGCCGAUUGUCACCAAUUAUUCAUUGUUUAACUUUGACUUGACUGGUUGUUUUCCCAGAAUUCCAACCACCUUAUGUUUUUAUGUUCUUUGCCUGUUCGAUUCUUGUGUCAUUAUAUGAAAACUAUGUUGUAUUAGUAUUUUGGAAUAGUGGACCCUACCUCGUCUAUAUUAACCAUUUAGUUAGCUUAAGUAAUAAUAUCUGGUAUGU